CUUUGUCCCCUCGGGAUUCUAACCGUGAUGGGGACAAAGGUGAAAACUGGGAGGAAACUGCUGCUUCUCUUUAUAUCAGUGAACCUGUUCUUCCUGGUGCUGGGCAAGAGUACAGUGUACACGUCUAGUCCUGAAGUCCGAGUUCCUGAGAAUAACCAGGUCAAGUUGGACUGCACCUACUCUGGCUUCAGCUCCCCCCGUGUGGAGUGGAAGUUUGUCCACGGUGACACCACCAGACUCGUUUGCUAUAAUAACAAGAUCACCGCCUCCUAUGAAGACCGUGUUACCUUUUCACCCAGCGGCAUCACCUUCAGUUCGGUGACCCGGGAGGACACUGGGACUUAUACCUGUAUGGUGUCUGAGGACAAUGGCAACAACUAUGGGGAGGUCCACGUCAAGCUCAUCGUGCUUGUGCCGCCAUCCAAGCCCACAGUCAGCAUCCCCUCCUCUGCCACCAUUGGUACCAGGACAGUGCUGACCUGCUCUGAACAGGAUGGUUCUCCACCCUCUGAAUACUCCUGGUUCAAGGAUGGGGUCCUGAUGCCUGAGGAUCCCAAGAGUACCCGUGCCUUCAGCAAUUCUUCCUAUACCAUGGAUCCCAAGACAGGGCAGCUGAUCUUCAGUCCCCUGACAGCUGCGGAUACUGGAGAGUACACUUGUCAGGCGCAGAACGGGUUUGGGCAGCCCAUGAGGUCAGAAGGUGUCCGCAUGGAAGCUGUGGAGCCAAACGUGGGAGGCAUCGUGGCAGCUGUCUUUGUAACACUGAUUCUCCUUGCAGUCUUGAUUUUCGGCAUCUGGUUUGCCUAUAGCCGAGGCUACUUUGAGCGAGCAAAGACAAAGACCUCCUCGAGUAAGAAGGUGAUCUACAGCCAGCCUGCUGCCCGGAGCGAAGGGGAAUUCAAACAGACCUCCUCCUUCUUGGUGUGACCUGGUCUGGCUCAUCUCCUGUUUCUGAUGCCGGUGUUGCUCCAGAGCAACCAGACUCUGGCCCUGACAUCUGUAGAUUCACAGGAUGCCUUGUUUUCUAGACCCACAGGAUCCCCCCACUUUUAUCUUAGGAUAUAAUUUUAAUAGUGUCAGUUUUGUGCGCCUUCCUCUGUACCACCUUCCCUCCCUUUCUCACCACUGCUGAGUGGUUCCCCUGCCCCUGCCCUACGGGGAGAGCGGGCAGGAGCCUGGGUGCCUGCUGAUAUCCCCUGUAAGUAGACGCAUAAGUGGCGGGGCUCCCAGGAACCUCAAACCACUACCUGGCCUGCUGUGGCCUUUGGAUAAGGAUCUUGAGCUGACUCCUAGGCUCUCUGCUCCCCUGGUGGGGACUGAUACCAGCCGUUCUAGAUUGGGGACUGCAGAGAGAGCAGCUGAAAUGGUGGUUUGGUUGUGACAUCAUCUCUUCUGUCUGUGGAGCCUAUUCGCCUGUCUUCCCAUGAAAAGUGCCACCGGGACGCUCCUGCCCUGUCUUCCUGAACACAAGCAAACUGACACUAUGCCUAUAAGAAAAUAAGGAAGCAGAGUAAAUUUUCAGGGACAUGGAGCAAGAAACAUUUAAAACCACUGAUCUAAAGGAAAGAAAGCUGGAACAACUGGAUGGAGCCUUAGGAGAUACCUGAAGCUCUGUGGGGAUGUAUGUGUUAGUCUUCACUCUUUGCUGAGAAAGAGAUAGAGAAUGUGUGUGUGUGUGUGUGUGUGUAUGGGUGGGUGUGGGUGUGUGGUCUAUGUGGCCUUCGAUGUAUGCUGAUUGGUGUGUUGAAGGGCUUCUUAGCUCUUUGGCAAGAUGGAGUUUCUGUGUGUUUGAAUUAGCUGGACGGUUGCUGGAAAUAAAAACUUGGUUUGUCA
Molecule: messenger RNA, 1833 nt
Organism: Chinchilla lanigera (long-tailed chinchilla)
Lineage: Eukaryota; Metazoa; Chordata; Mammalia; Rodentia; Chinchillidae
Gene: F11r
Product: F11 receptor
Exons: 10
Coding region: 28-927 (299 amino acids)
Biological process (GO): intestinal absorption; establishment of endothelial intestinal barrier; cell adhesion
Cellular component (GO): bicellular tight junction
Source: RefSeq, a predicted model, not a curated record